UUCUUUCUUCGGAGCACUCCUCGGUCCUCUCGCACGACAAAUCACAGUACCCGCCUUCUUAUCCCAAAACCCAAAACCCCUCUCUCCGUGCAGCAGCAGCACUCCUCUCCAUGACUUCCCUAUCGCUUUCAACCAAGUUUUCUCUCUACCCAAAUGGCACAUUUCUCCAAUUUAAGUUCCCAAACAGACCUCAAAGAAUCACCGUCCCCACGAAAACACCGAUAGCGUGCUCAGCCACAGAGCCGCCGAAGCGACGACAAAAACCGCCGAAGAAGAAGAAAAGCGUCGCUGACGGUGAGAAAGGGGUCGACCCAGUUGGCUUCCUUACCAAACAUGGCAUUUCCCAUAAGCAAUUUGCUCAGUUCCUCCGUGAAAGACACAAAUCCGUGAAGGACCUCACUGAUGAAAUUUUCAAUCGUCACGCCAAUCUCCGGGAUUUGGCUUCUGGGUUUGAGAUAUUGGGUAUGCAUCGACACCCGGAACACAGAGAGGACUAUAUGGAGUGGGCUCCAGGUGCUCGCUACUGUGCACUGGUUGGUGAUUUCAACGGGUGGUCCCCUACUGAGAACUGUGCAAGAGAGGGUCAUUUUGGCCACGAUGACUAUGGAUACUGGUUCAUCAUUCUUGAAGAUAAGUUGAGGGAUGAAGAAAAACCAGAUGAGCUCUAUUUUCAACAGUAUAACUACAUCGAUGACUAUGAUAAAGGUGACAGUGGUGUUACCAUUGAGGAACUCUUUAAGAAAGCAAAUGAUGAGUAUUGGGAACCUGGAGAAGACCGGUUUAUAAAGAACCGUUUUGAAAUGCCAGCAAAGUUAUAUGAGCAGAUUUUUGGGCCUAAUGGUCCUCAAACAUUAGAGGAACUUGAAGAAAUACCAGAUGCAGAAACUAGAUAUAAAUCUUGGAAAGAACAGCAUAAAGAUGAUAUACCUAGUAACGCACCUUGUUAUGAUGUGAUUGACAAUGGAAAAGAGUACGACAUUUUCAACGUCGUGCUUGAUCCUGUGUCGCAAGAAAAAUUUCGAGGAAAGAAGCCUCCCUUGGCAUAUUGGUUUGAGACACGCAAAGGAAGGAAGGCAUGGUUGAAAAAGUACAGUCCAUGCAUUCCUCAUGGGAGCAAGUACAGGGUCUAUUUUAACACUCCUAGUGGGCCAUUGGAACGAGUGCCUGCUUGGGCUACUUAUGUGCAACCAGAGGCAGAAGGAGAGCAAGCUUUUGCAAUACACUGGGAACCACCGCCAGAGUAUGCAUACAAAUGGAAAAAUUCACGCCCAAAAGUGCCAAAGUCUUUGCGCAUUUAUGAAUGCCAUGUUGGCAUAAGUGGAUCAGAGCCAAAAAUGACUUCUUUCAAUGAUUUCACAGAGAAGGUCCUUCCUCAUGUAAAGGAGGCUGGGUAUAAUACGAUCCAACUGAUGGGAGUUAUUGAGCACAAAGAUUAUUUUACUGUUGGAUAUAGAGUCACGAAUUUAUAUGCUGUUAGCAGCCGAUAUGGAACUCCUGAUGAUUUCAAGCGGUUGGUUGAUGAAGCACAUGGACUAGGACUGCUGGUUUUUUUAGACAUAGUACAUUCCUACUCAGCUGCAGAUGAGAUGGUUGGAUUGUCACUAUUUGACGGAACAAAUGACUGCUACUUCCACACAGGUAAACGGGGACAACACAAGUACUGGGGUACCCGAAUGUUUAAAUAUGGCGAUCUGGAUGUCCUGCAUUUUCUUCUCUCAAAUUUGAACUGGUGGGCCACAGAGUACCAAAUUGAUGGUUUUAAUUUCCAUUCACUCUCAUCGAUGAUGUACACACACAAUGGUUUUGCUUCUUUUACCGGUGACUUGGAGGAGUACUGUAAUCAAUAUGUAGACAAGGACGCAUUGCUAUACCUCAUUUUGGCAAAUGAGAUACUUCAUGUUCUCCAUCCGAAUAUAAUAACAAUUGCCGAAGAUGCAACCUUCUAUCCUGGGCUAUGUGAACCCAUCUCUCAAGGCGGGUUGGGGUUUGAUUAUUGUGUCAAUCUCUCUGUAUCAGAGACGUGGUCAAAUUUCCUUGAGAAUGUUCCGGACCAUGAUUGGAGCAUGACUAAGAUUGUCAGCACAUUAAUUGGCAACAGAAACUAUGCUGAUAAAAUGCUUGUGUAUGCUGAAAAUCACAACCAGUCAAUAUCUGGAGGGCGGUCAUUUGCGGAGAUAUUGUUUGGUGAAAUCAAGGAUGGUUCUGAAGACACGGAUAAAUUACUGCUCAGAGGUUGUUCCUUGCACAAGAUGAUCAGGUUAAUUACUUUGACAAUCAGUGGCCGUGCUUAUCUCAACUUCAUGGGCAAUGAAUUUGGGCAUCCAGAGUGUGUUGAGUUCCCCAUGUCAAGCAACAAUUUCUCGUUUGCUCGUGCCAACCGUAGGUGGGAUCUUCUUGCCAAGGAAGGAUUGCAUCGGAACUUGUUUAUCUUUGAUAAGGACUUGAUGAAGUUGGAUGAAACUGAAAGAGUACUUGCGAGAGUUUUACCGAGCAUUCACCAUGUGAAUGACAAUACCAUGGUAAUAGCUUACCUGAGAGGCACCCUUCUAUUCGUAUUCAACUUUCACCCAACAGAUUCUUAUGAAGGAUACGGAAUAGGUGUAGAAGAGGCUGGAGAGUAUCAACUCGUGCUAAAUACGGAUGAAAUAAAGUACGGAGGUCAGGGACUUAUAAAGGAUGAUCAAUAUUCUAGGAAAACUAUUAGCAAAAGAGUCGAUGGCCUCCGAAACUGCUUAGAAGUGCCUCUGCCUAGUAGGACUGCCCAGGUUUACAAACUAAGCCGGAUCUUGAGAAUAUAAAGAGUAUUGCACUCAGAAAGCAAAUUGCAAGCUGACUUUGAAGAACGAAAGCUAGCACCUACUACCUACCGGCCAUCAAGUUAAAGUAUGUAUGGCUGUUCACCACCUUCACUAGUGACAUUGAUGGGGAGACUCACAGUUUAACAAGAAGUUUAAGCAUUCAAGAAGAAAGGCUUUGCAUUGGUAUAUCCUCCACGUUAUCGUGGUUCUUUCUUUUGGAGAUUCGAGGCUGCUGGUCUUAUUUCUCCCAAAAGUAAACUCAAGGAAGCGAUGCAUUGUGUCCAGCAAAGAGGGUUCAAGCUGAACUUCUGGAUGACGGGAAUUACGAUAUUCAGCAAAGAGGGUUCAAGCUGAACUAUUUCUCACCCUACCUCCUCAAGGGGGAGAGUACCUUUUGUGUGAGGUAAAAUUUGAAGAGUAUGCAACAUAUAUAAAUUAGGCUGGACGUCAAUUCUAGAUGGGGAAAUGCCGACGAGCGGCCGUUGUGUGUUGAAAUUUGGUAGUUAAGACUUGAGAGAAGCAUAUUCCUUCAUAAUCUGAGUAUUUCUUUCAGAACAAGAAUUUCAGGAGUACAUAACAAUUAACAGGUUAACAUUUAAGAACAUGGCGGUGCUAUUCACACAUCGAUUUUCAACUGUCGGAUUGAAUGAAUUUGUUAGGAUGUCAGAUGACAUCAUCUUAUGGUGACAGAUUUACAAUGAUAUUAAUAGUAAUACUUAGUUAAUAGUGGUUAGAAUUGAAGGGUGGUAUCUUGUAAAAGAAGGGCAGUAAAUGAAAAAGUGUUUGGUAUUUUGGUUUUCCUGAA
Pyrus x bretschneideri (Chinese white pear) is the source of this 3603-nucleotide messenger RNA. RefSeq names its product 1,4-alpha-glucan-branching enzyme 3, chloroplastic/amyloplastic. The transcript has 21 exons. Lineage: Eukaryota; Viridiplantae; Streptophyta; Magnoliopsida; Rosales; Rosaceae. Gene Ontology annotation, biological process: glycogen biosynthetic process. Bases 111 to 2798 code for a protein of 895 amino acids. The record is from RefSeq and is a predicted model, not a curated record. Gene Ontology annotation, cellular component: cytoplasm. Gene Ontology annotation, molecular function: hydrolase activity, hydrolyzing O-glycosyl compounds; 1,4-alpha-glucan branching enzyme activity; cation binding.